Messenger RNA from Suillus clintonianus, 1062 nucleotides. Its product is annotated as isoprenoid synthase domain-containing protein. The coding region runs from base 1 to 648 and encodes 215 amino acids. The record is from RefSeq and is a predicted model, not a curated record. Lineage: Eukaryota; Fungi; Basidiomycota; Agaricomycetes; Boletales; Suillaceae. The transcript is spliced from 3 exons.
AUGCUUGUCCUGACUCGGAUGGGAUUUUUCAGUCGCUUUAAGGAGACGGGCGGUCCAGGCUGCACCGAGAGGCUUAUCCGCACAACGGACUUAUUCUUCAUCGCCUCAGCUCAGGAGGUUGAUGACCGUGUCAAGGGACGUGUGUUGAAUCUUGAAUAUUACAUAUCCUCGAGGCGAGACACAAGUGGCUGCAAGCCUUUCUUUGCCCUCAUCGAAUAUGCAGCUAAGAUUGAUCUCCCCGACGAAGUAAUGUCGCACCCAGUUAUCAUGGCUAUGGAGGAGGCAACCAAUGAUUAUAUUUCUUGGGUCAACGACAUAUUAUCUUAUAACGUGGAACAAUCUUCUCAUAGCCCACACAAUAUGGUUGCCGUGCUUAUGUGCGAACAACGUAUGAACCUGCAAGACGCUGUCGACUACUCCUACCAACUGUGCAAGGGUACCAUCCAGCGCUUUGAAGACAACCGUGUCAUUCUCCCCUCGUGGGGAGAAGAGGUUGACAGGCAGGUGGCUAUCUAUGUCCAAGGACUGGAGGACUGGAUGAUCGGUUCCUUGCACUGGUCCUUCAAUUCCACACGCUAUCUCGGGAAGGAUGGUCAUACUGUGAAGCGGUACCGAAUCAUCAGCCUACUUCCCAAAAUGCCUUUGUAAACCUUUUGCCUAUCGCAUCGUGAGAUUGGUUUCGCUUCUGUCUUAGACCACAUAAUUCUGACUGCGAUGACUUGCACUGUAGAAUGCCACGCCAUCUGUAUCUUACCAUGUAGCUGAAUUUUUACAUCUAAUCAUGUAUAAGUUACAGUUCGCCUUCCUUACCCAUAAUAUUUUUGACGCGCCUUCGCUGUCGUAUAUCCGUUGGAAUGUUUUAUGAAAGAGCUCAAGUUUUGUGUAAGAACAAAGUAGAGGGGAAAUGUAGGCUCCCGUCGAACUCUGUCGCCAGCAUGAAGUUCCUUGCGUAAAGGAUGCACAUAGUGCCGGUCGUAGACCUGAGCGCUUGGUUUACACAGCAAUGAAGCUGUGGAGCGAACACGAGGAUGACGCAUGGGACGCACCUUAAAAGAUGGUUUG